Messenger RNA from Procambarus clarkii (red swamp crayfish), 636 nucleotides. Its product is annotated as S-antigen protein-like. The record is from RefSeq and is a predicted model, not a curated record. Lineage: Eukaryota; Metazoa; Arthropoda; Malacostraca; Decapoda; Cambaridae.
AUGUGCACAACUGGUGUGUUCGCCAGCGGCCCCUAUUGUUUAAGUGUCGUCAUAACGACUUACCGAAUAAAAACACCGUGUGAAACCUCACGGACUCUGAACCUCAGUGAGCCAGAUGGUGGGCCCCUCAGUGAGCCAGAUGGUGGGCCCCUCAGUGAGCCAGAUGGUGGGCCCCACAGUGAGCCAGAUGGUGGGCCCCUCAGUGAGCCAGAUGGUGGGCUCCACAGUGAGCCAGAUGGUGGGCCCCUCAGUGAGCCAGAUGGUGGGCUCCACAGUGAGCCAAAUGGCGGGCCCCACAUUGAGCCAAAUGGUGGGCCCCACAUUGAGCCAGAUGGUGGGCCCCUCAGUGAGCCAGAUGGUGGGCCACACAUUGAGCCAGAUGGUGGGCCACACAUUGAGCCAGAUGGUGGGCCCCACAGAGAGCCAGAUGGUGGGCCCCACAGUGAGCCAGAUGGUGGGCCCCUCAGUGAGCCAGAUGGUGGGCCCCUCAGUGAGCCAGAUGGUGGGCCCCUCAGUGAGCCAGAUGGUGGGCCCCUCAGUGAGCCAGAUGGUGGGCCCCUCAGUGAGCCAGAUGGUGGGCCCCUCAGUGAGCCAGAUGGUGGGCCCCUUUUAGCCAGAUGGUGGGCCCCUCAGUGA